This is a messenger RNA of Astrephomene gubernaculifera, 2100 nucleotides long. The record is from the annotation of a GenBank genome assembly. Lineage: Eukaryota; Viridiplantae; Chlorophyta; Chlorophyceae; Chlamydomonadales; Astrephomenaceae.
CUUAAACUGCCACAAGUGCGCAGGAAUAGCCAGCGCAUCCACUUUCCAACGUUUCUGUGCGCGGUUGCAGUCUUUGCAUAUCAGGCCCAACCAACUAUUAGCAUUUUCGUCCGCCUUUGCACGUAGCAAGUCCCUGCUACCAUGUUCGGAGUUGCAAGGGUUGUUCGCCCGGCUGUCGCUGUGGCUGCUGGAGCCGCUGCGGCAAGCGCUACCCAAGGUCCAGCGCAUGCCAGGGCACCGCCAGCGCAGGGUGCUGUUCGACAAGCCCCACACCCGCCGGCAUACAACAAGCUCGUCGAUCGGGAUACCGAGGGUUGGGUGCUUGCGGAGUUGAAGGAUGAGGUGGUACUGUUCCAACCCUUCGACUCUCACGAAGUCGAUGAUGCCGCGAACACUGUUAUGGAGCUCUGGACCGGCAGGCCUGCCACCUACAGCCAGCCCAUCAUCACGGAGCCCGGCGAGGACGAGGACUCCAGCAGCGCCAGCAGCGGCAGGAGCACCAGCAGCGGUGGCAGCGAUGGCCGCCUGGCGGACGCGGUGAUCGAGGCUGCUGCUUGCGCCUCCGCUGAGGCGGUGCUGCGUGGAGAGCGGCGCGAGCGUGAGGAGCUGGAGGCCCUGAUGACGAUCACCACCCGCAUGCUGCGCCGCCCCGGGCUGCAGCGCGAGGUGGUGAUGGCCAUGAUUGAGGACGCCGAGGUGGCGCAGCUCAUGAUGCGGCAGUGCGGGGACCUGGACCGCUACCUCCUGGCUGCCGGCAUCCCCAACCCGCAGCUGCUGCCAGCUCCCUCAGAUGACACCAGCACCACCUCCUCCUCCGAACCAGCCGCCCCCGCGGCCGCCUCCGCUGCCCCCUCCGCUGCUCCCGGCGGCGGCCCCACCCUGGUUUCCCGAGUGGCGGGAGCAGUCGCCUCGGCUCUGGAGAGGGCGGGCGACGCGCUGAGCUCCCUGGGAGCAUGGCUGCGGCGCCGGGCGGAGGAGCUCAUUGCUGGACUGCAGCAGCAGGGGGCGGAGGAGGAGGUGGAGGGCGCAAGCAGCAGCGGCGGCAGGGGUGGUGGUGCAGGUGGCAAGCGCCGUACUGACCAGGUGCUGGGUGGGGUGAUGGUGCUGGCGGUGGCGGUGGUUUGUGUGGCGGUUAUUAAGAAGCCGCUGGUGCUGCGGGCGUUGGCACGGCGGGGCUGAGAGACGGUGGGGCGGGGGAACGGAGGUGUGAGGGGCGGAGGAGGUUGGCCGGUGGGGCGUUGCUGCACUGAUCUGAGGCUGGCCUAGCAGGCGGGUGAAGCAGUGCGGGGUGCGGGCCUCAUGUCAUGUCAUGUCAUGUGUCGGGGGCUGCCCGGAGCGCCCCUGCGGCGGCCCCUGUGGCGCCCGCUGUCAUGCGUGAGAUUUGAGACGUGCCGCGGUGUGUAGCGCCCUUUGCGGCAAAAAUGUAUCACGACAAGAUGUAUGACCUGUUAGCAAGCGCAUUCUGUACCCUUUUUGAAGAGAUUUUCUGUACCUUUUUGCUGUGAUUUGUACGAACACGGCCGCGGUGUUAAACUUGCCCAAGAGAAACAUGCCCAGGAGAGGUUUCAUACGGCAUAGUUGGGGUACGUCUCUCGGCUUUUUGCAAGGGUUUUCAGUGGCUGGACCAAAUGUUAUGAUGGGAGGACAGCAACACUAAAUCCCAUCCAUCCGAGUUUUGUAUAUCGGUUACGGCAAGUACCGUACUUUGCAGCUUACACCCCACGUGCGGCGUGUGGUUUCCUUUUUUAGCUCCGCACUUUGUGCCCCAUUGUACCAUAGGCGCGUGCAUUGCUGUUUGUUGAUGCUGUUGUUGCUGGCGCCAUCGCCGCUCGUAAUACCUAAAGCUGUUAGGGGGGGCUAGGAAGAGGCGGAAGACAGCGUCCAGUUUUUGCAUCGGGCGCUUUUUUUGUACGCUUUUUUGGGUCAUUAUGCCGGUUCCUUUCUACCGGUAGUCAUUCGGUUUGCAUGGCCGAGAGUACCCGGGAUCGUUAGCUGAGCCUGAUGCAUGGUGGGAUUAUGGAUACACAACACACAGUUGAUGUGAUAGGGGUUGUUGGUGAGGUGAUAUGGGUCAACGCUGUAGCAUUCCUGAGUUUAAGG